Cavia porcellus (domestic guinea pig) is the source of this 959-nucleotide messenger RNA. It is a transcript of the gene Id1, whose product is annotated as inhibitor of DNA binding 1. Bases 108 to 563 code for a protein of 151 amino acids. The transcript is spliced from 2 exons. Gene Ontology annotation, biological process: circadian regulation of gene expression; negative regulation of transcription by RNA polymerase II; cell differentiation. The record is from RefSeq and is a predicted model, not a curated record. NCBI's taxonomy places the organism in Eukaryota, Metazoa, Chordata, Mammalia, Rodentia, Caviidae. Gene Ontology annotation, cellular component: cytoplasm; nucleus. Gene Ontology annotation, molecular function: transcription regulator activity; protein dimerization activity.
CUAGUUCCUGCGUUCUACAGCGUGUCCUUAUCUUUCUGGGUUUUCCUGACGCUCGGCGCCCGCCUCCUCCGUCCACCGCGCGACUCGUUUCACCGUUUGCAACAAUCAUGAAGGUCGCCAGUGGCAGCGCCGCGGCCGCCGCGGGCCCCAGCUGCGCGCUGAAGGCUGGCAAGACGGCGGGCGGCGCGGGCGAGGUGGUGCGCUGCCUGUCCGAGCAGAGCGUGGCCAUCUCGCGCUGCGCCGGGACGCGCCUGCCCGCCUUGUUGGACGAGCAGCAGGUGAACGUGCUGCUCUACGACAUGAACGGUUGCUACUCGCGCCUCAAGGAGCUGGUACCCACCCUGCCCCAGAACCGUAAAGUAAGCAAGGUGGAGAUCCUGCAGCACGUCAUCGACUACAUCAGAGACCUACAGUUGGAGCUGAACUCGGAAUCCGAAGUCGGAACCCCAGGGGGCCGGGGGCUGCCCGUUCGGGCUCCGCUCAGCACCCUCAACGGCGAGAUCAGCGCCCUGGCGGCCGAGGCAGCAUGUGUCCCGGCUGACGAUCGCAUCUUGUGUCGCUGAAGGGCCGCCUCGGGUAGUGGACCCUCGCCCUCCAGGAGGCAGGAGGAAUAAGAGUCGGUCCCGGCAAGCACCUCGUCAGAGCUGGGGGAAACAAGAUAGACCGCCGGUCCUUGGGUGCUUAGCUGGAUCCAGCCCACAGUUGGGGAGCUGAGGAGGGGAGGCGAUCCUCUUUCCAACACCCCCAGGCAGCAGAGACUUUGGGGGGGUUUCCCCGUGUGUUUCUAUUUUUUGAAAAGCAGACUUUUAAAAAAUGGUCACGUUUGGUGCUUCUCAGAUUUCUGAGGAAAUUGCUCUGUAUUGUAUAUUACAAUGAUCACCGACUGAGAAUAUUGUUUUACAAUAGUUCUGUGGGGGUGGGUUUUUUGUUAUUAAACAAAUACUUUAGAUGGUGGUAAA